AUGUGGCAGCAAUAUUGGGAGCUUCAUCAGAUGAACCUCAUUACUUCUUUCCUUCUUUCCUACCCUCUUGCGGGCGUCCUCAAACGAAUACCGGAUUCGAAGCCUGCCUUGAAGAAUCUCUUUAUUAUCGGAGUCUCUGCGUUUUACCUCGUCGGUCUUUUCGAUUUAUGGGGAGGAGUAUGGACGCUGGCUGUAAGCUCGAUCGGCGCAUACUGCAUCGCAGCAUUUGUACAAGGACCUUUUAUGCCAUGGAUUGGGUUUGUCUUCUGUAUGGGACACCUAUCUAUCAACCAGCUAUCUCGCCAAUUUCGAAAUGAACCUGGAGUGGUGGAUAUAACUGGGGCACAAAUGGUGCUGGUAAUGAAACUUACUUCGUUUUGUUGGAAUGUUGCGGAUGGGCGACUUCCAGAGAGUGACCUGUCAGAUUUCCAAAAGGAAAGAGCCAUAAAACAGCUACCAAGCUUGCUCAACUUUGCGGGCUAUGUGCUAUUCUUUCCAUCACUUUUCGCGGGUCCCGCUUUCGACUAUGUGGACUACGAAAGUUGGGUCGAGACUACAAUGUUUGAAGUACCUGCGGGAACCAAUCCUGCGAAGUUACCACCCACUCGAAAGAAGAGGAAGAUCCCAAGAAGCGGAACACCUGCUACAUGGAAAGCGGUGGCUGGUAUUGCUUGGAUUCUCGCCUUCCUCAAACUUUCUGGCAUGUAUAAUCCUGAGCUUGUGGUUGGAGAUCAAUACAUGACGUAUGGAAUUAUCCGUCGAAUUUGGAUUCUCUACAUGCUUGGAAUUACUAGCCGACUCAAGUAUUAUGGUGUUUGGGCUCUGACCGAGGGUUCAUGUAUCCUGUCAGGACUUGGGUAUAAGGGCAUAGAUCCGACGACAGGAAAAGUAAGCUGGGAUAGACUGCAAAACGUCAGUCCAUGGGGUGUUGAAUCUGCUCAAAACACUCGCGCCUACUUAGGAGGCUGGAACAUCAAUACAAAUAACUGGCUGAGGAACUACAUGUACCUUCGGGUCACGCCACGGGGAAAGAAACCUGGAUUUAGAGCCAGUAUGGCUACCUUCACCACGAGUGCAUUCUGGCAUGGAUUCUAUCCUGGAUACUACUUGACCUUCGUACUCGCAAGCUUUGUGCAAACGGUAGCAAAGAACUGCCGGCGUUACUUCCGCCCAUUCUUCCUCGACCCUAAAACCACCCAACCAAAACCUACCAAAAUCUACUACGACGUCGCCUCCUGGCUCGUUACUCAAACCGCAUUCUGCUUCGUAACCGCCCCCUUCGUCCUCCUCUCCCUCCCCGCCUCCUUCCUCGUCUGGGCCCGCGUCUAUUUCUACGGCGCCGUAGGCACCGCUCUCGCAACCGCCUUCUUCAGCUCCCCAGCCAAGGGUCUCCUCAUCCAGAAACUCAAAGCCAGAGUCCCCGCACCGGAUCUCAAGAGAGUGAAUUCUAAUGAUAGCAUCCAGCAUCACGAACCUGUAUUGGGCUUGCCAGGGGAGCCGCAGAAGGAUUUGGAAGAGCUGGUAGGCGAGGUGAGAGCUGAAGUCGAGCUGAGAAAACGGAAGGGUAGUCUAGGGAAGGGUGCGAUUGGAGGAGUGGGAAAGAAGGGUUAA
Messenger RNA from Glarea lozoyensis ATCC 20868, 1611 nucleotides. RefSeq lists its product as uncharacterized. The transcript has 4 exons. Gene Ontology annotation, cellular component: endoplasmic reticulum; membrane. Lineage: Eukaryota; Fungi; Ascomycota; Leotiomycetes; Helotiales; Helotiaceae. The record is from RefSeq and is a predicted model, not a curated record. Gene Ontology annotation, biological process: glycerophospholipid biosynthetic process; lipid modification. Bases 1 to 1611 code for a protein of 536 amino acids. Gene Ontology annotation, molecular function: 1-acylglycerophosphocholine O-acyltransferase activity; 1-acylglycerol-3-phosphate O-acyltransferase activity.